AUACAGACUAGUCGAAGAGAGUUCAACAUUUACUAUAUCUACAUAAAAAUAUUUCUGAUCAUAUAAAAAUAGCAUAAUUUUCUGAUGAAGGAGGUUUGGAUAAACCCUUGAAUUCAAUAUGAUUGCCACUGUCUGAAGAAGAUUCAACAUCUAUUAUACCAUAUAAAAAUAAUACUAUAAUUUUUUAUCGAACAAAAUUUGACCCUCUUAUCCAAAGAUGGCUUUGCUCCUGGAUAGGAGUACACUAUCUUAUUGUCCUAACUAAUAGUCGUAGAACUACUCAUAUAAUUUCUUAUUCUUCGACUCUUGUUACUAUCCAUUAUUGUGUGUUUCGAUAAGUACUCCUUUCCAAAUAAUAUCGCAUUUAAAUCAUGAAAUAUCUCACCUUAUCCCGCUAAACUACCCCACAGAGCUUUUAACAUAAUAACCUCUCCUCUCUCUCUGUCUCUGUACACACACUCUUCUCUCUCUCUUUAUGCUUCUUGUUUGCUGAUUCUCUUUCUACUGCUACCAGGUCUAGCUUGGUCGGGUGUGCUAUAAAAAUAGAAAAAGACCACUUUCUCUCUCUCUCUUUCAAAAGCCUCUUCAUAGACAGUGAUUGCCUAAGUGUAAAAAAAAAAAAAAGAUUUUUCUUGAGCUUAACUUAGCUACAAUCUUUACAUAUUCAAGCAAAAAAAAGAAAUGGGUAGUGCUCAGAAUUUCAUAGUACCCCUCAAAAUUUGAUCUUUUUUGGGUUUCUUGAUUGGUUUUGUGUGUUAAGAACUUCAGGUUACCCCACAAAAUUUGAUCUUUUUUUGGUUUCUUGAUGUGUUUUGUGUGUUAAGAACUUAAGGGUAUCCCACAAAAUUUGAUCUUUUUUUGGUUUCUUGAUGUGUUUUAUGUGUCAAGAACUUAAGGGUACCCUUCAAAAUUUUUUUCUUGUGAUGUUUUUUGUGUUUUGGGGUUGUCAAGAAUUUAGGGUUCCUUUCAAAAUUUGAUCUUUUUUGCUAGGUUUUGCUACAAUCUUAGAUAUUAAGCUAAAACAAGAAAAGGAUAGUGCUCAAAAGUUGAUCUUUUUGUGUUUUUGGUGUUGUUAAGAAUUUCAGGGUGACCUUCAAAAUUUGAUCUUUUUAGCUGGUUUGUGUUUUGGGGUUGUUGAAUUUUAGGAUACACUUCAAAAUUGGAUCUUUUUGUGUUGUUUUGAUGUUUUUUUCGUGUUGGGGUUGUUAAAUCUAAGGGUACUCUUAAAAAUUUGAUCUUUUUUUUUUUUUUUUUUUUGUUGGAUUUUGUGUUUUGGGGUUGCUAAGAAUUUCAGGGUACACUUCAAGAUUUGAUCUUUUUGUGUUUCUUUGCUGGUUUUUGUGUUUUGGGGUUGCUAAGAGUUUCAGUGUUCACUUCAAAACUUGGAUCUUUUUGUGUGUUUGUGAUGGUUUGGUGUUUUGGGGGUUGUUAAUGGAGGUCUUGGAGAAAGAUAAGUGUUGUGAAUUAGGUUGAAUUCUUGAGGUUUUUGAUGUGGAGAAGCUGAAAUUAAGAAUCUUUUUUUGGUUAGGGGAGGGGUGGAGUGGGGAGGGAUUGAGGGGUUUUAGAGAAGAUGGGGUUGAAAUGGGGUAUAUUAUUAAGGAUAAGAGUGAUGAAUGGGUGUAAUACUUUAGGGUUUGAAUUGGGUUUUGAGGGUUUUAUAUAAUCAUAUUUUAAGGGUGUUUUAGAUAUAUAUACAUAUUUAAGGAUUAAAAAUAUGAAGCUUUCAACAUCAGGAAUUGGUCAGCAAACCAAUGAAGGAGAGAAGAAGUGUUUAAAUUCAGAAUUAUGGCAUGCUUGUGCUGGUCCCCUUGUAUGUCUACCAACGGUAGGGAGUCGAGUGGUUUACUUUCCUCAGGGUCACAGUGAACAGGUUGCGGCAACAACUAAUAAAGAAGUCGAUGCUCAUAUACCAAAUUACCCGAACUUGCCACCGCAGUUGAUCUGUCAACUCCACAAUGUCACAAUGCAUGCAGAUGUUGAAACGGAUGAAGUAUAUGCUCAAAUGACAUUGCAACCCUUGACUCCGCAAGAACAAAAGGAUACAUAUCUUCCUGUUGAGUUGGGUAUUCCUAGCAGGCAGCCUACUAAUUAUUUUUGCAAGACACUCACUGCAAGUGAUACCAGUACGCAUGGCGGUUUUUCUGUUCCUCGUCGUGCGGCAGAGAAAGUUUUCCCUCCUUUGGAUUUCUCACAGACACCACCAUGUCAAGAAUUAAUUGCGAGGGAUCUGCAUGACAUUGAAUGGAAAUUCAGACAUAUUUUCCGAGGACAGCCUAAGCGGCAUCUUCUGACGACGGGCUGGAGUGUGUUUGUUAGUGCCAAAAGACUUGUCGCUGGAGAUUCGGUUCUUUUCAUUUGGAAUGAGAAAAAUCAGCUUCUUUUGGGAAUUCGUCGUGCAACUCGACCCCAAACUGUCAUGCCAUCAUCUGUUAUUUCUAGCGACAGCAUGCAUAUUGGAUUACUUGCUGCUGCUGCUCAUGCUGCCGCUACCAAUAGCUGUUUCACUGUUUUCUUUAACCCAAGGGCUAGCCCAUCUGAGUUUGUUAUACCUCUUUCAAAAUAUAUCAAAGCUGUAUAUCACACACGUGUUUCUGUUGGAAUGCGUUUCCGGAUGCUAUUUGAGACUGAAGAAUCAAGUGUUCGAAGAUACAUGGGCACAAUUACUGGUAUUGGUGACUUAGAUCCGGUUCGCUGGGCCAACUCCCAUUGGCGGUCUGUCAAGGUUGGGUGGGAUGAAUCAACGGCAGGUGAGAGGCAACCUAGAGUUUCACUAUGGGAGAUAGAGCCGUUGACUACUUUUCCAAUGUAUCCAUCUUUGUUCCCUCUUAGGCUAAAACGGCCUUGGUAUCCAGGAUCUUCAUCUUUUCAAGAUAAUUCUAGUGAAGCUCUUAAUGGAAUGGCAUGGUUGAGAGGGGAAAGUGGUGAGCAAGGACCACAUUUGAUGAAUCUUCAAUCUUUUGGGGGGAUGCUCCCUUGGAUGCAACAAAGAGUCGAUCCAACAAUUCUCCGAAAUGAUCUUAACCAGCAGUAUCAAGCUAUGCUGGCUAGUGGUUUGCAAAAUUUCGGGAGCGGCGAUCUGAUGAAACAGCAACUGAUGCAGUUUCAGCAGCCCGUCCAAUAUGUUCAGCAUGCAGGCAGUCAUAAUCCUCUCCUGCAGCAGCAGCAGCAACAACAACAACAAGCAAUGCAGCAGGCGAUUCAUCAGCAUAUGUUGCCUGCACAACCCCAAAUCGAUAACCUUCAAAGGCAACAACAGCAACACGUCAGCAAUCAGACAGAGGAACAGUCUCAUCAACAUUCUUACCAGGAAGCAUACCAAAUACCAAACAGCCAGCUCCAGCAGAAGCAACCAUCAAAUGUUCCUUCUCCAUCAUUUUCAAAGCCAGAUAUAGCAGAUCAGAGCCCAAAAUUCUCGGCAUCUGUUUCUCCAUCAGGCAUGCCGUCAGCUCUAGGUUCUUUAUGUUCGGAAGGUACUAGUAACUUUUUGAAUUUCAAUAUAAUUGGUCAGCAGCCUGUGAUCAUGGAGCAGCCGCCGCAGAAAUCUUGGAUGCAAAAAUUUUCUCAUACACAAUUGAAUACGGGCUCCAACUCAUCCUCACUCUCAGGAUAUGCAAAAGAUACUUCCAAUUCACAGGAAACAUGUAGUCUAGAUGCCCAGAAUCAAACUCUCUUUGGUGCUAAUGUUGAUUCUUCAGGGCUUCUCCUCCCGACAACUGUGUCUAAUGUUGCUACAACAUCAAUUGAUGCUGAUAUGUCCACUAUUCCACUAGGGACUUCUGGAUUUCAGAAUUCUCUGUAUGGUUAUGUGCAAGAUUCUUCUGACUUGUUGCAUAAUGUAGGACAAGUUGAUGCACAAACUGCGACCCGUACAUUUGUCAAGGUUUACAAAUCAGGGUCCGUUGGGAGGUCAUUGGAUAUCACCCGGUUCAAUAGCUAUCAUGAGCUACGACAGGAACUGGGUCAGAUGUUCGGGAUCGAAGGGUUUCUUGAAAACCCUCAAAGAUCAGGCUGGCAGCUUGUAUUUGUUGACAGGGAGAAUGAUGUCCUUCUCCUUGGAGACGACCCAUGGGAGGCAUUUGUCAAUAACGUCUGGUACAUCAAAAUUCUUUCACCUGAGGAUGUGCAGAAACUAGGGAAGGAGGAGGUUGAAUCCCUAAAUCGUGGUGCACUUGAAAGGAUGAGCAAUAAUAAUAGUGCUGAUGGCCGAGAUUUCAUAUCCGGACUUCCAUCUAUAGGAUCACUCGAGUACUGACUCUUGUCAUCGUUCGAUAAACAAGUGAUUCCAACUCUGCUUCCCAUGAGCUCGGAUGUCUCAACUUUCAUACCUUAUUUCCCGGCUUCUUUAGCUUUGGCCUAAUUAAUCCGGGUUCAUUUCUAUGACAUAGUUCUUUAUGUAGUGAAGAUUUAAUCCAUCUCCCAUUUGUAUUACAAUGUUGUUUGUAUUAGUUAGUCUUAAUCACUGUACUCAGGCUCAGGACAGAUGUGAUUUAGACUAUAAGAAUCUUCGAGUUGUAAACUUGUCAAUGCAGUUGAACUUUUUGCGAUUA
Capsicum annuum is the source of this 4547-nucleotide messenger RNA. RefSeq names its product auxin response factor 8. The record is from RefSeq and is a predicted model, not a curated record. The transcript has 14 exons. Gene Ontology annotation, cellular component: nucleus. The coding region runs from base 1715 to 4252 and encodes 845 amino acids. Lineage: Eukaryota; Viridiplantae; Streptophyta; Magnoliopsida; Solanales; Solanaceae. Gene Ontology annotation, molecular function: DNA binding; protein binding. Gene Ontology annotation, biological process: regulation of DNA-templated transcription; response to hormone.